Messenger RNA from Dicrocoelium dendriticum, 420 nucleotides. The record is from the annotation of a GenBank genome assembly. Lineage: Eukaryota; Metazoa; Platyhelminthes; Trematoda; Plagiorchiida; Dicrocoeliidae.
AUGAUUGUGCCUGAACUUCACGAGGCUUGUUUCUUCCGGCUUCCCUACAUGUGUAGCAUUAAAUUGUGGAUUUUGUCUGUUUGGAGUAUGUUAGCUCGUGAACUUCCACGUAGCCACUCAAUGCAUGUUCAACAGACAACCUCGCUUUGGUACAACUUUUACAAUAAGUUCCAUUCCGACGACAACAUUGUAAUCGUUUUCGUGUUUCGUCCUUUCUCCCUACUUACCAGCUCGGACUAUAUAUUCGACGAUGACACCAGUGAGUGUGAGAAGGCAGAAAAAGGUGAAUAUGACCAUUCCACCUAUAAUUACUCGAAACUGACCACGCGACCAGCAGACUUGGAAAUUACCAAUCCAUUUUUUCAACCAGACCUUGCCUUGGAGGAAAAAAUACUUACACCGAAUGCCGUGCCGGACUAG